GGUUUCUUCUAUAUAGAAACACUAUAAAAUACAGUGUUUAUUCAAAUUUUUUUUUCUUUUUCAGUUUGUUUAUAAUCGUAAAUGCACAUGCCCUUGUUUUGGUUUCCAGAAAGGUUAACAUUUCUUGGUAAUUUCAUCAAAGUAAUGUGUUUAAUGUAAAAUGGGUUUUCCCAAACUAUUUGUUAGAACUUGUUUAUGGGACACAGGGUCCAGGAUUGUUGGAUAUAAAGCCUAUUUUAGCAAAUAUGGAUCUACAAAAUACUGAAAAGUCACUUUAACAGCAGGUAGCCUCUUAGUCAAGACCUACUAAAGUCUUCAGAACAGCCAUCAGAAUUUGUGAUUUUUUUUUUUUAGUACAUUAUUUAUAUAUAUAUAGUAUUAAAUGUUUCUAUUUUGCUCGUAUUUCAAUAAAAUUACAUUUAGACAUAUCAUUUCAAUUCCGCUGAAUGUAAUCGAUGCCUCCCUCUAUAUUUAUAACUUAAUUUAGUUAUAGAGAAGCAUUAUUUCCCUAAAUACUAUUUAUAAUAUAAAAAGUAUUGUUAUAUAAUAUAUCAUAUUAUUAUAUAAAAUAUAUAAUUAUUUCACUAACACUAUUUAAAAAUUUUACUGUUCUGAAUGAAUGAGAGGUGGGAUGAUAGAUGCAGCUGCUUUCAUCUCUGCUGUUAUAGCAUCACCUUUAUCCAUGAACCUAGCAGCAGAGAGGAUCAUUACCUAAGGUAAAAGUCAGUCACAGCCAAUAAUCACAGUGUCUGACUACAAAUAAAAGCAUGGUGUGAUAAAGGCUCUGCUGGCUAGUGAAGGUGCAGACUGACUGUCAAACCCGAUUGGAUCUUUGCAAGAAGGUGCUGAUGCAAGCUUUUAUAAUAGCGUAAAUAAAACUAUUUCCAAGUCCUUUUUCAUAAAAUAUAUUUGCAAAUGUCAAAAUAGAUUCCCAGGGAGACACACUUUUUUUUAUUUGGCUCUACAAGUUGGAAAGAUUGCUGUCUUUUGGUCUACACUGUUCUUUUUUUUUUAUCCUUUCCACAAGAAUCCCAAAAAGCCUGAGACCCAUAUUAAUGGUGGUUUUCUGUUUUGUUUCUGUUGUUGUGUUUUCCAGUUGUUUGUCCCUGAUUCUACCAGUGCUAUAAACCCGACCCAGCCGAAAAUGCCAUCCAACAAUUUUAUCCUCUGCAGCCUGUCCUAUUUCUCUGUCACUUUCUCCUUAUUUCUCUCGCUCUAUUGCUCUGUCUGUCUGUCUCUCAGUAAAAUGUUGACUACAGAUUCACGCCAUUUGAUUCUCGCACAACAUCCAAUAUUAAAUAGUGUAAAAAGUCUAUUAUAAAAAGGCUUUAGCUGGCAGGUCACACUUAUCCAAUUUUGCUGUUGUUCCUCAUUGUUCUCACACACUCACAUCUAUACUUAAGAUCAUUUUAGAUAGCUAUAAAAUGGCCACCAGCAAAAGCCUUCUGGAAAAAAAGUCGUCUGUGGGUUUAAAUUUUUUCCUCAUUGUAGGGUAAGUCAGUCCAUUAGUAAUGAAACUGUCCUUUGAUGUUGAUCCCGAAUCAUAAACUCUGUUUUGUCUAUUUUGAUGUGUUUGUGUGCUUUAUAGCGAAGCGGUCGACGUGAGUCGCUUGUUCAAAAAAACAGCUAAUGAAAAUUGAAAGCAGCUCCCCUGGACAGCCGGCUGUGUGCUUGCUUACAUUUGGUUCAUGACUUAGAAAAAGUACAGGAGUGAUCCCUGAUGAGUCCAAAGCUCUGUCGCUGAUGGCUCCAGCCAACGCCGUCGCAGGAAUGUUGCCAGGCGGCGGGCUUCUCCCCACACCUACUCCAGUACCAUCUAUUGGUGGUGUUCCUCUUGGCUCUCUGGGUGGACCCGGCAUGGAUGCUAUGGCAGCUUUAGGUAUUCCUGGACCCAAUAUGAACCCUCAGUCUUUGUCGGCUGAGCAGAUUAUGAAGCUAAUGGCGUCAAUGGAUCCCAAGUUAAAUCCCCUGGCUGCCGGAUUAAACCUAAACGCUGGACUAAAGGCAGAUGCGUCAAACAAGGAGAUUGAGGAGGCCAUGAAAAGAGUGAGAGAGGCACAAUCUCUGAUCUCUGCUGCCAUUGAGCCAGGAAAUAAGAAGGAUGACAAAAGGAAGCAUUCAAGGUCGAGGUCAAGGUCACGGAAGAAGAGAUCGAGGUCUCGCUCCAAAUACAGGCGUUCCAAGAGUCGGUCACGGCGACGGUCUCGCUCCAGGAGCAAGAGGAGGUCUAAAAGCCCCCGCAGGAGGAGAUCUCACUCUAAAGACAAGAGGAGGCACUCCAGAUCAAGGGAUCGGAGGAAGCGCUCAAAAACUCCACCGAAGAGCUACAGCAGCGGCAGACGCUCCCGUAGCAGCAGCCGCAAACGCCACAGGCGGAGCCGCAGCAUCUCCCACUCACCCAAAAAGUCCAGAUCUCCGAAGAGGAGGCUCUCUAGAUCUCCUUCUCCCAGGAGGCAUAAGAAAGAAAAGAAGAAGGACAAGGAGCGUGAAAGAGACCGGGAAAGAAAAGAAGACCAAACCCGAGACAAGCGAGAGCGUUCCACCAGCAAGAAAAGCAAAGACAAAGAGAAGGAACGAGACCGGAAGUCAGACGGUGAAAAGAGCGAUGUGAAGGUGAUCCGGGAUUAUGAUGAAGAGGAGCAGGGCUAUGACAGUGAACACGAGGAAGAGCGGGAAAGGAGUCCGGACAUGGCUGCGUCUCCGCAGGCCGACGACGCCGGGAGAGGAGAGUCAGACCAGCAGAGUGAUGAAGACAUGGACAUGAGUGACUGAUGGCAUGCACAGCAGCAGCACAUGAUUCUAACCUACCUUUUAGAAAUUUGCUCAUGUAUCAUUUAUGGAUAUAAAUUAAGUGAUAGUUUGGCCAAAACAUUAAUUGGUUUGUGUUUUUUUUUUUUUUUCUUCUUCCUCUUACAGCAAAUUUAGUCAGUUAGACCAGACGUGUUUGGUGUUCACAAUUUGCUCACAUAAUUUUGUACUGGAAUAAGCCAAACAAUGUGUUUCUGUGUGUGAGAGAGUGUGUGUGUGAGUGAGUGAGUGAUUCGGAUGUUUUAGACGUCUGGCUGAUCAGCUACAUUUGGAAUAAAAGGAACAUUGUAUAAAUGUUCUCAACUUUCACUUUGAGGUUAUUCUCAGCAGACCUGGUUUUGUUCGGGAUGUUUUUCAUCAUGUACACUAGAAAUUUUUUUUUUACGUGACUCUCCAUCUCCCUCCAUAUUGCUGUACUCCUCCGUAAAAUGUACUUUUAAUUCUUUUAAUAGCCUGCCAUCCAUCUUUUGAAACCUUUUUUUUCCAGUGUAAAAAGAUAUCAUUGGAGUAUUUGUGUUAUCUGCAUUAAACAAAACUGAUUCGCUUUCUGUUUCACACCUUAAUCAUUAAAAAAAAACAACGCCGUAGUACAUGUGACACUUUUGUGUUUUGCAGGGGUGCUGUGGACAAGUGGAAAAAUCACUACAUCAUGUUUUUUGGGAUUUUUUCUGAUUGAAUUUAAAGUGGCAACUGUUAAUUUUACUGUGAAUAUUACUGGUCAGUGGGCUUGAUCUUGAUUUGUUUUUUUCUCUGCUCACAAGUUAACAUAAAAAAAAAAUCGUAAAUGAUUUACAGGGAGGGAAAACAUUUUUACUAUUUUAGGUUUAAGAAGGGUAUGGGAGAGAGUAUUAAUAUUACCGAUAGUGCACACAGGGGUGUAUACGGGAAUUGUAGAUUUGAUUCGAUUGUUAUAACGCACAAGCCUACUGGUCAGACGUUUAUCGCAUUUUGUGUUCUGUUGGGUUUUUUUUAUUCUUCAUAUCCCCCAGACUGUAGAUUUCUUUAGAGAAUGGUUCAUUCUAAUUAUUAUUUGCGGUGUCGUGAAAGUUGACAAUAAAACUUUAAGUAUUGUGA
This is a messenger RNA of Silurus meridionalis, 3882 nucleotides long. It is a transcript of the gene srsf11, whose product is annotated as serine and arginine rich splicing factor 11. Gene Ontology annotation, cellular component: nucleoplasm. Lineage: Eukaryota; Metazoa; Chordata; Actinopteri; Siluriformes; Siluridae. Gene Ontology annotation, molecular function: RNA binding. The record is from RefSeq and is a predicted model, not a curated record. Bases 1744 to 2772 code for a protein of 342 amino acids. The transcript has 11 exons.